Scophthalmus maximus (turbot) is the source of this 9191-nucleotide messenger RNA. RefSeq lists its product as uncharacterized. The transcript is spliced from 50 exons. The record is from RefSeq and is a predicted model, not a curated record. NCBI's taxonomy places the organism in Eukaryota, Metazoa, Chordata, Actinopteri, Pleuronectiformes, Scophthalmidae. Gene Ontology annotation, molecular function: zinc ion binding; nucleic acid binding. The coding region runs from base 239 to 8128 and encodes 2629 amino acids.
CACAAUCCACCACAGCUGCUGCCGCAGACUUGCGAGCAGAUAAAAGAAGUGCGUCAAGGGAGCCGGUGAGGCGCAGACGUUGUUCUACCAAUGUCGGGCUUUGCGUUUGGACCCCAGCUGGCGAGUAUCGGACCGCGGUUUAGUUUGAGUAGGCGCAGUAGAUGAGCCCAUGUCGAAGUUUCCGUUGUCUGCCUGAAGGGUGAAGUCGUUUGCGUCGCCGCUGCAGACACAUUCAACCAUGGACCACAUCAGCCUGAGUUGCCAGGUCUGUCUCAGCAAAUACAGCAAGGUGUCUGAUUUCAAGAAACAUGUGCGCUCAAAGGAACAUCGACAGAAAAUGGAAGAAAUCUUCCAGAAAGAAAAGUUCAGUGUUCCUGGCUUCUUUCCCUCCAUCGUUUUUAUCAAUCCAAACAAAUAUGACAUGAAAACACCCAAAAUAGGCUUGUCUCUACUGACUCUAUGUUUCAGUCCAGAAGAACAGACCUUUUUUUACCUGUGCCACAUCUGUGAAGAAAAGUGUUCACAUGACAAGAUUUUAUACCACCUCUCUACUGGUGACCAUUGUAGCAGCUACUUUAACUACACCAACCCCAAUGUACUGAUUUUCUCCUGGAUGCCCACCAUGGACAUGAGAGUCAUUCUGAGGCAUGAGCUCACAAAGAAAGUCAAGGAGAAUGGGCCUGAUUCACUACAGGUUUUGGAUUUACCUGCAAAGUUAAUGAAAAAGUUUGACACGUGUACCUACUCUGAAGUGAUGCACACUCUCAGAAAAAAUGGCGACGUUCUCAAGCUGCUUGAAGUUAACAGUCCAAAGAGGGCAAUGAUCCAAUCAUACCAAAAAGACAGCGAAAGAAAACAUCCACUUCUUGGCAUGCAGCACCUUGUUGAAUGCAUUUGUGAAAAUCCGCCUGAGAAGAGAUACUACCUCUGCACUCUCUGCAAACUAACUCUGGCCACAAACAUGAUCAUCAGACAUGUCCUGAGCUUUGACCACAUCUUUUGUUACUUUAAAGUGUGGCACCCCUCUACUUUGCUGAGAAAGGAAUGUUACAGUUACAACAAGUCCUUCACAACCUUGAUGCUCAAUCUAGCAAAGCAGACAGAAGAAAUUCAUGGAACCGCAACCUCUGAUAUGAAGCAAGUGAGCCUGGAGCCUGCUGAGUUCACAUCAGUGAAUUUCACUUGUUAUGCAGAAGCCUUGAAGAAACUGGAAUCCAUCACAAAGGACAAGGACGGUAGCAGCUUGGUAACAGACAUCAACCCAGGGAAAAAGCUGGAGUUUCGGUCACAGUUGAUCAAAGUGUCAGCAGAGCCUGCAGAACCAUUGCACCACAAAAUACGCUGUCAGGACUGCAGCAUAACCUUUGAGAAUGUAUCUCAAUAUAUGCAACAUGUGUCACAGAGGAAACACAAAGAGAUAUAUUUUAAACGUUUUUUCCCCCAGAUGUUGGAGAAAGUCUUUAAAGCUGUUUUUCAUGGUAGUGAACAAAGAGGAUCUUUUAAAUUGAGUCUGGGCUUAUAUGAUUAUGUCCAAGAGGGUUUGAAGCAAAAUCAGCCAGUUAUUGGUGUACCCCUGGUCGUGGCAUGUGUGAGCUCUCAGGUUCAGGCAGAAGCUAUUUAUGUGUGCUUUGCUUGUGAGGACUGUUUCCCUGAGUCUUCUCUCAAGCAACACUUUGAAAGUCAAAAACAUCUCAUACACACAUUGCUCUACCGGAAUCCCUGGCGACUCCCUUUUGCCUGGAAGGACGAUCUGAAUGUGAAAGCCUUGAAGUCGAUGGCGUGGGAAGAGGAUAAUGAAAGGGGAGCAAAGCAGAUGUUGCUGAUGGUUCUUGAUAUCCCAUACCAUAUUUUUCAGAGCCUCACCCCACCUAGCUACCAGCAAGUGAUGAAGAGACUUGAACUACACCACACUCUCUUAAAGAAUGGAGUUCCACAGUGUGAAACAUACAGGAAAUUCCAAACUCCAGAACAAAAUGAGAGAUUUCCUCUACUUGGCAAAUGUUUCCUGGUCAUGCACAGUGUGUGUGUAAGAAGGCAUCAGCUCACAGAAAUGGGAUUUCUGUGUUUGCUCUGUCAGAGGAAGCUGUCUGAGGGUGAAUUCUACGCUCAUGUGUUCAGUUGGGAACAUGUUAAAAUGUUUCUGGACCGCUUCCAUCCAGGCUCGCUGAAUUCAAACACUGACACUGACACAUUACUGGACUUGGCGAAACAGGCAGCACAUAUUCACCCCAUUCAAAGUGUGCAGGAAAUAAAGUUGGACAAGCCCAUUUGGGAGCCGUGCACCUACCUCAAAACAACAUAUAUACUGGCAUCUGCAAAAAGAAGACAUGGGGGAGCAAAGCUUGAAAUUGCCAUUACACCUCGAAAGAGGCUGUUCCCCAGGGAAACUCUGAAAGAGAUGGGCAAGGACAGUGUGAGAGAUGAGAGUCAGAACAGCUGGAUGAUGGAUGGAUCUGAAAACAAGAACAAUCAAAAUUCUACAGACAAUGAGAACACCCCGAAACAGAUUUCGGUAGAACUUGGCUCUGAAACCCUCAAUAAAUGCUGUGUAGGAAGUGAAGAAAAUGCAGACAAGGGAGCCCACAAGGAAGUUCCUACUCCAAGUGAGCCAGAAUCAGAGAAGACAAGUGGGGUGUUUUCAAAAACUAGUCCAGGUGUAGGAAAGAACGCAGCUGGGGAGACAUGCCAGAGGAUAAAAGAGGAGAAAAAGGAUGAGAUAAUUGAAGAGAUUAACAAGGAGAGAAUGGAGGAGUUGGUGGAGAUAAAGAAUGAGAUAAAGGAGGAAGAAAAUGUGGUCGAGCUUACAAUUACAAAACCAAUUUUGGAGAAAGAAAGCUGCCAGAACACAGACAACGGAGAUGGAGCAGAAACUGGAAAACAAAACGGCAAAGAUGUCUUGACACAGUUGAAGAGUUGCACUUACAAAGAAAAGAAAAGAAAAGGAAACAGCAUGUCUGAAAAUUUACAAGAGGACACAUGUUCUAAUGGGGAUGUGGGGAGAGAGAGGGCAAAUAAAAGGCAGCGACUCGAUUUGAAAGAAGAUGCAUCUUGUGAAGAAUCCCAAAAUAUGCCAAGUGGUGGACUGAGGGGGGUGAUGACCAUCGACGAGGGAGAGAGUGGCAAGCCUAGUCACAAGACUGCCAACAAAUAUAAAGUGUCUCCUAAAAAGCAGAACCAACAAGAAGCUCAGCUGUGGCAGUUUAUCAAGAAGACGAGCCGAGAGCCCGUGAUCGGCUUAGGUGCACUUCUUGAAUGCAAUUGUGAUCGACGUGACCCCAUCUACCUCUGUCAGUGCUGCUCUCUGAAGCUCCUGGAAAGUAACAUCGUCAGCCAUGUUACUGGAUUUUACCAUCAGAAGAUGUACCUAAUGGGGUUAAAGAAAAUCCAACUUGGGAACCAGGUGAUGAGCAAGAUCAAACAUUUGGCUGCUUUGACUGAACAAUAUGAAGGAUAUGGAGAGGCUCAGGUUGUUAAUCUGGAUGAAAAGACUUACAAGAACAUCUCAAAACAAGGCUUUGAUUCAGCCAUAAAGACUGCAAAGGCGCUUCAGGCUCAGCAGGAAGGCAGGCAUGAACCCACUCUAACCUCAGCUUUGCCUUGUGCUCAACCUAUGCACUCCUCAGUCACCGCUCACGCUCAACUUGAUCACUGUGGGACUGAUAACACCCAGGUGGUGGAGAUGGAUAUUGAUUCUGAAGACUCAUCCUCAGUAACUGCACCCAUGUCUGUAAUGACUGAAACCACCUGCAAAACAACCGAAGUCCUUCCUGAAUCAAAUGCAGACGACAAAAUGACAUGCAUCAAAGUUCCUGACAAUGCUAACACCUGUCCGACUGGUUCCAGAAGUAUUGAGGAUGCAAGUUUUUGUGUGACAAAAGGUUCAAAUGCUGCCGGUUUGCAUUCUGAUUCCACACGAGAUAACUCUGAAGAGCAAAUCACUCCAAUCACAACUAUGGAACCAUUACAAAUGGAAACCUCUUCCAAAAUAGUGGGGACCUCUCAAACUGCAGCAGCUUCGGGUUCUACUGCAACCACCCCCACCAAAUCCACGGCUGCCAGUUCUUCCAAGUGUGCUCAAGACUCCACUAAAUCAAAUGUCUUGAAACCUACAGACACGACAUUCAACUGUACUAGACCUAACACAUCGGGAAAAACGACCAAAAAAUAUACAGCAGCCUGUUCUAAACUGACACAAGCCACCUCUGCUUCUAGAGCGAGCAUAUCCAACUUGAAAUGCGCAACACUGACGAAACCAUUGGAAAGCACAACUGGAGCUGCGUCCAAAAACACAGCGACCUCAUGUAAAACUGUGCCCAACUCUCAAACAGGAUCCACCAUUGUGCCUGGAGCCACUGGUAGAACUUUGCAUUCUGAAAUGGCGUCAAAAUUUACAGCUGCAUUUCAAACUACAGUGACAAACGCAGUUGCUGAUGCAGAGGCCCAAACAUCAGUUAAAUCUGAAAAUACUGACGUCUCUGCCAACACUGUGCAUAUGAAGAAUGCAAUGCAUGGAAAUGCUUAUGUUGCACCACAUAUUCAAAAGAGUCAUCCAACAGCCGCUCCCCACCUGACCACAGCCACAUCUGUCAUGUCUGAACACAAGAAUCCACCCACUGAGCUGUCAAAUACCCCCACAACCAAGAUUAAGCCAAAAGAAAACCCUCAUAAAGUUGGCCUAAACCAGCUUAUUACAGUGACUUGUGAAAAUAGGCAGCAAGUCUACUGUCAGCUGUGUUCAGUCAGGUUGAGACGGUCAAGUCACCCCUCCAGCAUUAGCCACCAGUAUAAAUAUGUGGAAAAGAUGUACCCAGGGUGCCCUACCAAGCAGCUGGAGGAGAGUAAAUGGGAGAAGAUAGUUGCAAACUUGGCUGAGGUUGAGAAGGAUGUAGGAAUUCCGAAGGUCCAGAGAAUUGAAGUGACGAAUGACGUGUAUGAAGAGCUGGCUGCUCUCCCGGAGGACAAAGCUAUAGAAAAACUGAAUACAAUGCGAAAACAGACCGACCUGCAGGUUCCGUCAUCCUCCACAGAUGGUCCUGCAGAGGCUUUAAGGCCAAAAUUUGCCUUCAACAGUCCAUGUGACGUUUCAAGCUCAGAUGAUGGUAUUUAUUUGUCACAGACUGAAACACCAGGACUUCUGACUAACAACCAACAAGAUCAGGACAACAUCUGUAUACCAGCUCUUAAUUCAGAAAUGAAAUCCAUUGUGAAAGAUGAAGCAGCUCAGGGUUGGACUAAUGAAGGCCUAGAAGCUAAUGUCCGGACUCCAGAGCCCAUCCCUGCUCAUAGCAUUCGAGAUGCAGACAUAGCAGCCACUAUCAAACAGGAAAAAUUUGACCCAGAUGAGGAGGCCCAGGCUCAUGUUGAAGACACACCUAUAAUCCGGAGUCCUGUCCAAGUGGACAAACCUCAUGGUUGUGCAGAUCCUCUCGCCACUGACUCGGAAGAAUCCGCAGGUAGCUUUGCCCAAACCCCUCAUACAAGCCAAGAGACUCACGAGAAUAGACAACAGCAAGAAAGAAGUGACCCAGAGAUACAGGACACAGAAAAAACAUCACCUGUACUAUGCUCCAGCUCAUACCCGCUCUCCUUAGCUGCAGUGAACACCGAACAGCAGAACGAAUCAACACCCAGCCUCAAAACAGAACAUGUAUCAACACCAGAACAUUCACCACCAGGACCCGGGCAGCACAAUGAAUCACCAGUGCUCCCAAGCAUUUCAGCAGUCACAGGAGAGAAGAGUUGCAGCUAUUUGUCCAGAUACUUGAGCGUGUGUGGACAGGACACUGAAACAAUCAUAGGUCUACGCAGUGUGUGGGAGUGUCGAGGGAUCUCUCUAAGCCCGUUCUACUUGUGUGAGAGCUGCAAGGAGACACUCUCCACCUAUGACAUCCAACAACACAUGCUCAGUCCUGAACACUGGGCCGAAUACAUGUUGAUGGACUAUCCUCACUUCAUGGACUUCUGGUACUAUAAGGAUCUUCGCCAAGAGUGGAAACUGACAGUUUUGAAGGGCGUUGCCCAGCGAGUCUCAAUAAGGGAGCGCCAUUACAAGUUCGAAGCUCAGGUUAUCCUGCUGGGACCCGAGCUGUAUGAACGUGUGCAGACGGCUCCAUUCAGUGAAGCUUUACAAAUGGUACAAAACAUCAGGAAAGAACAGGAACAGAGCAUUCUGUGUCGUCCCAUGAGUACUGCACAACAAAGCAAUGAACAGCCUGAGAAACCGCAGAUUCGAGAGGAAUCUCUCCCAGCUGAGGCCCUUCGGAGAGGUGACAACGGAGCAAGAGAAAAAACAGAAACGCAUCAUUUUGGAAAUGAAACUGUGAUGGAUGGAGAUUUGGAUGGGGUCGAACGUAGGACAGCCCUGAGUCCUCUGGAUGUGUGUAAUGUCCCCUUAAAGGCUGGUUCUCUUGUCUCUCCGGCCCCUGGUGUUGGCACGUGUCUCGUUCCCCAAGAGUCCUGCAUGGAACUCAGACCACCAGUCUCUCUGCGCCACAGGCCGGUGAAACAGGAAGAAGUGCUCUCAGAAUGCGAGUCUUUCCAUACCGUUUGUCCUAAAUCCACUCAAACCCUGACAUUGUAUGUCAAAGAUGAAUGCACUCCAACCAGAAAAAGGCCAGCUGAUGCAUCUAUUGAAACACUGGUCAGACAUUGCACCAGUAACCCCCAACUCGAGCGUCCUUUGCAAGACAAAAACGCAGACGGCUUACGGCACAGUCAGCCUAGCCCCGAACCAGAUCCAGAGUCCUCUCCUGAUAAUGCUGCCGUAACCUCUAUCCCUUUGUCCCAAAAUGAGAAAAAAACAGGACCUGGAUCAGACAACUGCAGCACAUCCAUUGUAGACUUUGACGCCUUAAUAAGUCUUGUGAAACAAGUAAAAUCUAAGAUAAAUGUGUCCUCUUGUAAGUCAGCUCCACAUAAUGCUGAGACCACUACCUCUCGCGCUAACACUCCGUCCGAAAGUGUUGUGGAAAGGAGACCAAAAAAUCCACCCACCACCAAAUCGCUGAAGAGGAUGUCUACAACAGCACCUGCUGGACAAGCCCCGGCAGGCGGCACCAUAUCACCCUCUGUCGGCACUGCUGUCCCGAGCGAAGUACAGCACCAGACAAGUGUCAAUGCUCAGAACAGCUUUGGAAAUGUGAGCAAUCUCCAGGCUCGUCUCACUUGUGUGGCCACAAACAGUAACGUGGGUCAGGCAUCGGAGCCACGCGGCAACACAGAGACCGACCCCACUGUUUUUUGUCUAAUGCCCAUUAAACCCAUCGUAUCUACCAGGCCAGACCCCACUGACCAGCAAAUUGUGCGUGGCUUUAAAAGACAGGACCACUCUGAGGUGUCCAGAGUCAUUCAAGAUGCUCACAGUUCCUGCACAGUCGAAACUGCAAACCCCAGUAACACCCUUGCAGCUUCAGGAGCGCAUGGCCAGUACAGCCAAAUGGCUUAUCUCACAAAUGAAUAUCGAGGUCACCUUUCUUCUAAGACUUUUGCUGGUUACACGACACCAGGCAACCCACCUGCUUACACUCUGGGUUUAUAUCAACAAAAAGGGUACGCCGCAAAUGGGCUCUACACGGGUCAGUUAUACCAAGAGCAGGAAGCAAGACUACGUUUGCAGUCAUUUGGACACAGUUUAGCAACCCCAACUCCUCCAGGAUGGCAGAGCCAGGAAAUGCAGCAGCAACAGCUUCAACAACAGCAACAGCAACAGCAUCUAAAACAGCAGGAGCAGCAGCUACAACAGCAACUGCAACUGCAACGGCAGCAACAGCAGGAGCAGCAGCUACAACAGCAACAGCAGCUGCAACAGCAGCAACGGCAGCAACAGCAGCAACGGCAGCAACAGCAGCUACAACAGCAGCAGCUACAACAGCAGCAGCAUCAGCAGUACUUCUCAUGGACAAGUGCCACCAUGGCUGCUCCACAUGGCAGAGUGACCAAUGAUGGUGUCUACGCAGGAGCUGCUCCAUUUAGCGUUCCAGGCAACAAUUCCCAGAUGCCAAACAACCUAAACGGAUACAGCACCAACAGAGCUGUUCCAACGCAGACCAGCAACAACAUAACACAAAACGCUUACCAGGUUUACAUUAGACCGCCAACCUUUUACAAUCCUCCUUACAGUCAACAGUGAAACCAUCCCUCAGGCAUCUGCAAACUCCUUUUUUGCUUCUGCCACAGAGAUGUUUACUGUAGCGCCCCCUGUGGCCAAUACCACACGCGUAGCUUCCCAUCAAAAUGCCUAUAACCCAUACUAAUCACAAGAGAUUUCUUUUGUACAGCCGUUAAACAUUGCUCUGUGUUGGUCCCUAGUAGACAAUAGAUACAUUUAUAUACAGUGGGAGAAUCUGAGAUGCUGUGCAGGAUGUUAAACUCUACAUUACCGAUGAGGGGUGAGUCAUAAGUGUCCAUUCAUAGGUGAAUAUAAAGGCACUAGUGCUUCUGAGGAUUGUAUCUGGUUGGUGACAGAAUACAAAUCGAUGAUCCCUUAACCUCUUUACCUUAUCAAGUUCGUAACAUCUGGAGCUUCUACGAACCAAAAGCUGAAGAAGUUUGACAUUUUCCCUACUUAGUCUCCAUGCGUUACAUUUUUGCAUCUUUUCUAACAAUACAUAUUCGAGCAAAGGUUUCUUCACCUGUGAACGAGAAGACUGAGCUUUGUUGUUACAUUAUUGUUUUAUAGAAUUUAUUUUUUGUUUUUCUUUUAUAGGUUAAAAAGAAUCUGCAUUAGCAUUUAGGAAUCUUGAUGCAAGUUAUUGUCUUUGCCAUUUUAUUCUCAGUGUGUUCAUACAUGCUCAGUGCUACAUAUGCGGGUGUUCUGCUUUGUGCUAUAGUUUGGAAGACUUAUUACUUCAGUUUAACCUCCUAAGACACUAAAAUAAACUUUUUAUAGACAUUUAUUUUAAAUGAAGUUGAAAUUUUUUUGUUGUUGUUGAAGCAGUGAGUUCAGAAUGCUGUCAAUGUUUGAAACUAUUGCUUACUUUGAACAUGAAGGAAGGUUUCAUAAACUGUAUACUGACUACGGGAUUAAUCUGCUGUUGCUUGUUUACGUUUUUAAUAUUUUUAAUGUUACAUUUUCAGCAAUUGUCAACUGAUUUUGGACAGUUUUAUGUACAUGUUUUGUUCAGCUUAAUAAAAGUUAUGUAAAAAUUAGAUCUUCUGUUGAAUGUGUAAUAAAAUGACAUUUUUUUCAUAAA